CCGCCCUUACAUCAGAAGUGAUACGAGGAACCCUCCUCGUAUUUGUGCCUGCAGAACAGAGAAUGAUGUAGCAACACUACCAACCCCACACCUCGAACGGGCAAGGCCGACGACAGUGGGCGUGACCUCGGGACACGAUGGUAGGAACCUCACGUUGGAUUCUAUACGAAGAUCGCCCAAAGAAACAGGCGCAGGUGACGGUGAGGCGCAUUCUUGACUCCUCCCGCCAAGAUGACGUCCCAUUCCAGGAAUCAGCUGUUCCGCGCCGCUUAGAGGAGGCAUAUGCUGAAAUAGGUAUAUAAGUCGGGCACCGGCUCACCUUGUCUGUGGUAAAUGUUGAACAAGUUGACCACACACGCUCGCUCAUCCACUACAAGUAUCUCGGUAUCAAGACAUCAACACAAGCCCAACGCAACCCGCAAAGAUGAAGUUCUCCGCUACCAUCAUGGGCGCUGCCCUCAUCGCCACCGGCGCCUCUGCUCAGCAAGCCGCUGUCAAGAACAACUGUGCCAGCCCUAUCUACGUCCAGUCAUUCCCUUUCGAUGGUAGCGCGGCCGGCCCUCUCACCACUGUCCAGCCCGGCCAGUCCUUCUCCGAGGACUUCAGGAAGUCUGGCUCGACUGUCAAGGUUGCCAAGACCAGGACCCUGACCAGCCCUCUGUUCUUUGGCUACAGCUUCUCGAGCAACCCAGACUACGCCUACUACGAGCUUAGCACCGAGUGGGGAAACCCCUUCGCUGACCAGCGCAACAUCCUGACCCCCGGCGACGGCUGUGAGCUCUUCAACUGCGCUGCUGGCGAUGCUGGAUGCUACAGCACGCCCGCCAUGAAGAAGGUGUACGGCUGCCCCCAGCCCGUCAACCUGGAUGCUACCAUCUGCGCCUAAAUUAUCCAUUGGUCUAAGGGAAGGAUGCCGCCUUAAAUGGUUGGUUUCUUGGUGAUUGGAUUAAGUGCGCCCACCCGCCAGAGUCACGAACCCAAGGAAAAAGUAAUGUGAGGAGGGAGCAAAAUUCAGCACAUAGGUCGGCCGUCCGACCAGCGAAUGUUUUACAUUAAAGCUUAAUCUUCAUUCAUCUUGCAUGACACCGGCAUUGCCAAAUAAAUAAUUACGUAGCGUCAUGAUACAACUUUAUGAGCGCAUCGUCCUUUUCAUUCCGCAAUCAUCUUCGCAUUGUCACAAUUUCCUUGAAGUUCCGCAUUUAUCAUGUUAUCAAUCUGCCUUUCUUCAUUGUCUCUCACUGCCUACCUGGGUAAGUGGCUACCUUGUCAAAUGAUAUACCCAUAACAAACAUGUGAUCAUUAGAACAACAUAAGUCGUUCAAAAGAAGAAAUGACUUGCACAAGCCCCAAUCAACAUACAAUAAAAACCGAAGGCAAAAUCGGCUCAACCACUUCCUGUAUGUCCAAUUCUAUCUUACACGGGUCCUCCACUACCUGGGUAUCUCAUCUUCCACCUCAGGCACCUGCAUAAUGGGCAGGUACGGUAGUCCACCAGCCGGAGGUCCUCAACACGCUCAUCCUGCCUCGAACCCCUCUCGGUGAGAUCAUAAUCUGGAAGACUGAAGCCACGAGAGUUGAACAUCCCGUUCAUGGCCCACGUGUGGUUCCAGUUCAACAUGCAACCAACAUCGAGGGAGUCUUACAUGAACUUGGGCCGGAGUCUGAUGUACCCUUUGAUCGCUUCCUGUCGAUAGAGGGGCCAUCCAAGGGUAAUUGUGACGGGUGCAUCUCGGCCGGUUGAAUGCACAUGUGGGCGAGGACCACUGAGCACAUAUGUACCUAGGUAGCCAUCCAGCCCGCGGGGUUUCAGUACAAUAUCACUUUCCAAAGUGUUCUUCAA
Messenger RNA from Diaporthe batatas, 1840 nucleotides. RefSeq lists its product as uncharacterized. Bases 425 to 886 code for a protein of 153 amino acids. The record is from RefSeq and is a predicted model, not a curated record. Lineage: Eukaryota; Fungi; Ascomycota; Sordariomycetes; Diaporthales; Diaporthaceae. The transcript has 3 exons.